Oreochromis niloticus (Nile tilapia) is the source of this 3023-nucleotide messenger RNA. Its product is annotated as OX-2 membrane glycoprotein-like. The record is from RefSeq and is a predicted model, not a curated record. Gene Ontology annotation, molecular function: cell-cell adhesion mediator activity. Lineage: Eukaryota; Metazoa; Chordata; Actinopteri; Cichliformes; Cichlidae. Gene Ontology annotation, cellular component: axon; neuronal cell body; cell surface. The coding region runs from base 1338 to 2375 and encodes 345 amino acids. The transcript is spliced from 9 exons. Gene Ontology annotation, biological process: negative regulation of neuroinflammatory response; heterotypic cell-cell adhesion.
AAGUUAUUUAUUGUGACAGGAAAAAAACAAAACAAGAAGCUCCUAAAAAGGUCAUAAAUGUGAGAACUUUUCCACAGAAAUCUCAGUCAGUUAUGCCUGAGACAGAGAGAUGAUUAUAACAGAGUAAAAAUAGCAUUAACAUUAAAAAUGUUGAUGACAGAAGUAAAGCUAAAAUCUCAACAAGCCACAGUUACAUACAUGUUAAAGGGAAAGAUCAAACAGUACUGAAAUGAAGAAGUGGGCAUUACGGGGCUUCCCCAGUGAAAUAACUGAACUUGGAGCACAAAAUAAUAAAUAACAUACCAGUAAUGCGCGGAGGGAAGGCUUCUAAGAAAAUGUAUAAGAUCACAGGGAAUUUCUACAAUAGCACGAGUUAGAGGUGGGCAGAUUGAUGCAGUUAUCAAUAGUAUUGAUACCAAUGCUGGCAUUGUUACUGGAGAUAUACUACUGCAAUAGGAUUGGUACUUUGUUUCUGUCCUCUCUAACAGCAGUGAUCCAAACACAGCAGACUGUGCUGGCAGCAGUGGGAGAAGAUGCUGAAUUCAGCUGUCAGCUCUCGGAGACUAAAGACGUCCUUCAGGUCACAUGGCAGAAAAUCUCACAAGAUGUGGAGACAAAUGUUGACACCUAUAGCAAUUACUUUGGCCAGAGAGUGGAUGAUGGCUUUACAGAUAAAUUUAAGUUUUUAAUCACCUACUAAACAAAAAAAUCAACAAAAAAACAUUACAUGUCUGUUUCCCCCCCUAAAGCGUCACCACAUGGCUAUGGAAACAUCAGAGCGACAGCUUAGGUCAAGCGAUUUGCGGACAAAGUUCAAGUUGAAGGGUGAAAUAAUUUGGACAUGUGCAGAGGAGGGAGGGUGGAUGUACUGGACAAUAGGUGUUGGAGCUGAAGCUGCCAGGAAGGAGGAAAAGAGGAAGACCUCAGACAAUAUUCAUGGAUGUAGUAAAGGACAUGGAGAGGGUGGGUGUGACAGAGAACAGAUGGGGUGAAAUGGAGGCAGCUGAUCUGCUUUGGCGACCCUUAAAAGGAAGGCUGAGAAAUAAAUAAAUUCAUACAUAUGAAUUUAAAAUAACAAUUACCAAUAGAUGAAGCUUUACUGAAUUUUCAAAAUGCAGAAAAAUAAUGAUUGAGUUGGCUGAUUAAAAGACUGAUGAAACUCUACUGCACUGGGAAGUUUUUGUACUUUACUUGGUACAGUUUAUCAUUCUAACACACCUUGGAAUGUCCCACAAGGAAGGGAGAUUCUUCCUUUGGGGAAAUUUGAGUUUUCAAUAAUUUGGCUAUUGUGUGAUGUUGUUUCAAUACGUGGUACAAUAGCCAGUGGGGACACAGAGAUGUGCACCAUGUCAGACUGUGGGAUUAUGUGUUUGUUUUUUCUUUUUAUGACCUUUUCAAAAGAUAUCUACAUGAUGUCCAAAAAAAAUAUCCAGUCCAAGGUUCUAAUGUUGAACGCCAUAUUGAUGUCCAGCUUAAAUCAUGGUUGGACCUCCAAAUUGUGGAAAAAGUUAAAAAGCAGUACAGACCUCCAGAAUUGGUCAUGGACCAACAGACCCAGUAAAGACAUGAUCUCUCUAACAGCAGUGAUACAAACACAGCAGACUGUGCUGGCAGCAGUGGGAGAAGAUGCUGAAUUCAGCUGUCAGCUCUUGGAGAUUAAAGACGUCCUUCAGGUCACAUGGCAGAAAAUCUCACAUGAUGUUGAGGAGAAUGUUGCCACCUACAGCAAGCAGUUUGGUCAGAGAGUGAAUGAUGGCUUUACAGAUAAAUUUGAGCUUAAACAUACUGGACUGCAGAACUGCUCCAUAUUCAUCAGGAAUGUGACGGAGCAGGACGAAGGAUGCUAUCACUGUCUUUUUAACACAUAUCCCGAAGGCUCCUUCACUGGUAGAACCUGCCUCCAAGUCUAUGAGCUGCAUGAACCUGUUGUUGAUGUCAGAGAGUCAAACUCUACUGAAGAGUGGGUUGUUUCCUGUUCAGCCACUGGUCGACCUGCUCCCACUGUAACACUCAGUGUCUCACAACAAGACCUCAGCUUCUCACAGUACAACACUGUCAAUGUGUCCAACACCAACGCUACAUUCACUGUCACCACUACAGCUGUGCUCUCAGGUUCUCACAGAGAGGUGAUGGUGAUGGUUCCUGAUGAUGAUGAUGAUGAUGAUGAUCUUGAUGAGAAAUCAGGAUCUAAUCCCAGGAAUUUAGAUUCCACCUCAAUCAUUGUAGUAGCUGCAGUGGUGUUGAUGGUCUUUGCCUGUGUAGCUCCACUUGUCACUAUUCGUGUUAAACAAAAACGGAAGAAGAGGCUACGUGACCAUCGUUGCCAUUUGAGCAUGUGCAGUCCAGCUCAAACCAGUUCAUUACUGAUGGGAUGAAAACUGCCUGUGAGGCAGGCAGCCCUACAUUAUUGUGGAGGAUGAAGGUUUCAGGUUCUUUGUCCAAAACCCCACCAACAUCCUGCCAUCAAGAAAGGUGCUCAAAGAAAUGGUGGAGGAGAAGGAGGUUUUCUAUGAACAUGGAUGGUGACUUGCCACGAUAUCACAAGUGACACAAAAAUGGCAACAGCUCUGCUCGGGGUGACCAGGUUUCGUCAGUCUCAUACAGCUGAGCAAAUAAUGGAGGCAAAAAGUGUGCUCAUGACUAAAUGUGUAGUAACGUUCAAAAACUCCCUGCCUGGUUACCUCAAAUGCAGCAAACAUGGCUUUAAGUGUGCAGCUGUUAAACAGAUCCAUCUGCAAGGCCAAAGGAAAAACUGGUAGAGACACAAGGCUUGAUGGGCAGACCUCCACUGACACUGAUUCAAGAGGUGGAGACAAGGUGGAAGAGCACAGUUGGCAUUUUGGAAUAGCUGUAUGAGCAGCAUGAGCCAGUGGAUGCAGCGCUUUCCAACCUUAGCAGCAACAUUGUUCCUCUGACAAGUUGUGAAUAUGGACUGAUUCAUGAAUGCACAACAUUACUUCAAGCAUUUAAGCUCGCUACAACAGAACUGUUCGCAAAAAGGUUUUCCAAGGCUGGGGAGAUAA